GAGGAGGAGGAGGAGGUGGAGGAGGCGCCGGACCGGGGGGAUUGUCAGUAUUUAAACAGACCACACCAUGCGUGAGUACAAGCUAGUGGUCCUUGGUUCAGGAGGCGUGGGCAAGUCUGCUUUGACUGUUCAAUUUGUUCAGGGAAUUUUUGUUGAAAAAUAUGAUCCAACGAUAGAAGAUUCCUACAGAAAGCAAGUUGAAGUAGAUUGCCAACAGUGUAUGCUUGAAAUCCUGGAUACAGCAGGGACAGAACAAUUUACAGCGAUGAGAGAUUUAUAUAUGAAGAAUGGCCAAGGGUUUGCACUAGUAUAUUCUAUUACAGCUCAGUCUACAUUUAAUGACUUACAGGACCUGAGGGAACAGAUUUUACGGGUUAAGGACACAGAAGAUGUUCCAAUGAUUUUGGUGGGCAAUAAAUGUGACCUGGAAGAUGAGCGAGUAGUUGGCAAAGAACAGGGUCAGAAUUUAGCAAGACAGUGGUGUAACUGUGCCUUUUUAGAAUCUUCUGCAAAGUCGAAGAUCAAUGUUAAUGAGAUAUUUUAUGAUCUGGUCAGACAGAUAAAUAGAAAAACACCAGUGGAAAAGAAGAAGCCUAAAAAGAAAUCAUGUCUGCUGCUCUAAACCCACAGUAAAGCAGCAGCUCUGAGCCAGAUUACAGGAAUGAAGAACUGUUGCCUAAUUGGAAAGUGCCAGCAUUCCAGACUUCAAAAAAUAAAUCUGAAGAGGCUUCUCCUGUUUAUAUAUUAUGUGAAGAAUUUAGAUAUUAUAUUGGUUUGCACAAGUUCCCUGGAGAAAAAUUUGCUCUGUGUAUAUCUCUUGGAAAAUAAGACAAUAGUAUUUCUCCUUUGCAAUAGCAGUUAUAACAGAUGUGAAAAUAAAUAUACUUGACUCUAAUAUGAUUAUACAAAAGAGCAUGGAUGCAUUUCAAAUGUUAGAUAUUGCUACUAUAAUCAAAAGAUUUCAUAUUGACCUUUUUAUCAUGAUUCUUCCCUGUCAAGCACUAAAAAGUUGAACAAUUAUACUUUAUAUCUGUAAUGAUAUAGAUUAUGAAAUUUCCCCUCAACUCAUUACAGCAGAUAACUUUUCUGAGUCAUUGACUUCAUUUUAUAUUUAAAAAAUUAUGAAAUAUCAUUCUGUCAUUAUAUUCUAAUUAAAAUUGUGCAUAAUGCUUUGAAAAAAUGGGUCUUUUAUAGGAAAAAAAAACUGGGAUAACUGAUUUCUAUGGCUUUCAAAGCUAAAAUAUAUAAUAUACUAAACCAACUCUAAUAUUGCUUCUUGUGUUUUACUGUCAGAUUAAAUUACAGCUUUUAUGGAUGAUUAAA
Molecule: messenger RNA, 1323 nt
Organism: Choloepus didactylus (southern two-toed sloth)
Lineage: Eukaryota; Metazoa; Chordata; Mammalia; Pilosa; Megalonychidae
Product: ras-related protein Rap-1A
Exons: 1
Coding region: 68-622 (184 amino acids)
Biological process (GO): negative regulation of synaptic vesicle exocytosis; cellular response to cAMP; Rap protein signal transduction
Cellular component (GO): plasma membrane
Molecular function (GO): GTPase activity; GTP binding; GDP binding
Source: RefSeq, a predicted model, not a curated record